UACUUGAUUUGACCCAGAUUACAAACUUAGCUGCUCUCUAAACUUUCCUGUAAAGCGGGAACAAAACAACGCCACAAAAAUGCCUGUUUUGGUGGAUAUUGAUGACUUUGUGCUUGUGGCGGCAGUUACAUUAGGAGCAAGUUACCAGAUGGUGAUGUUCACAAGACGGGUUGGACAAGCGCGUUCUAAAUUCAGGGUUGAGCCUCCAGAUACUGUUGGACCACCAGAAUUCACCAGGACAUACAGGGCACAUAUGAACUGCGUUGAGUUCUUCCCCUUGUUCCUCACGCUUAUGUGGACGUCUGCUGCCUAUGCACAUCAAAUUCCUGCCGCCGCCCUUGGCCUCAUGUACAUCUACGGCCGAUUUGACUUCUUCAAUGGUUAUGUGAAAGCUCCAGAAAAAAGAUUAAGUGGAUUUUUCCGAUCAGUUAAGUCCCUGAAGUACCUGACAUAUCUCAGCGCCGGUGGCCUCAUCAACGCUGCCAUCCGUUCCUACAUCGGUAUUGACAUCCCACGAUACCUUCUGAGCUUCAUCUGGUAAAGACAGACAACGUGAUUUAUAUAUACAUCACCUGGACACAGCACCAUCCAUGAAAGAGAUUUGAACUUAACUCUGUGGGAAUCCACAGCAGUCUCAUGUGGGAAUGCACAGCAGUCUCAUGUGGGAAUCUACAGCAGGCUCAUGUGGGAAUGCACAGCAGUCUCAUGUGGGAAUCCAUAGCAGUCUCAUGUGGGAAUCUACAGCAGUCUCAUGUGGGAAUCCACAGCAGUCUCGUGUGGGAAUCUACAGCAGUCUCAUGUGGGAAUCCACAGCAGUCUCAUGUGGGAAUCCACAGCAGUCUCAUGUGGGAAUCUACAGCAGUCUCAUGUGGGAAUCCACAGCAGUCUCCUGUGGGAAUCCACAGCAGUCUCCUGUGGGAAUCCACAGCAGUCUCCUGUGGAAAUCCACAGCAGUCUCAUGUGGGAAUCCACAGCACUCUCAAGUGGGAAUCCACAGCAGUCUCAUGUGGGAAUCCACGGCAGUCUCAUGUGGGAAUCCACAGCAGUCUCAGGUUUUAAUUUUGUCUUCUUGUCAAAUUUUCUGUGUUUUUUCGGAGUGGGGUGUUUUUCAAAAGUGGUCAUCACCUACCGUAUUAAAUUUCGCCAACACCAAUCUUUUUUGUCCUAAUUGUGAAAAAACAACAUAUUUUACAUGUAAGAAUGAAUAGAAACUUUAAGAUGACAUUCUGAACAUCACAUCUAUUCAUAUGAGGGUGAUGGUGCAUCGCUUGUGUGAGAACUAUGAUCAGAAGUUUGUAACUUUUCGGCCGACAUGUAAACUACUUUCUGUUGUGAAACUCAACUAUUGGGUUAAAAAUCGAUGUCUGUUCUUUUGUUUUGUGUUGUACUCUUCAACAGCUGUACCAGGCAGUUUUAAAAGGUUUCAGUUCAACAGAUUUUUCACAGUAAUAUCAUUGAAGUGUAAAAUAAAAGUGUUGGACGGAAUUUAUUUUUGAAACUCACCCUCUGUUCCUGAAAUACCAGACAUGUCUGAAAAUUGGGGGGAAUUGUCAACUGUCAUGAGAUUCCUCGAUACUCCUCUGCCCUCUCUGAUUUUGAUAUUGCUGUCUACAGUGUAAAUUUAACCUUUUUACUCCUUCUUUGAAACGGGAACGCAAAAAUACUGACAUAGCCUGGGUGACAGCAUCAUCUUUUUUAAGCUGGGAGCACACUGAGUUAAAUGUCUGCUAGAAUAAUUUUGCAGAACCCUAUAUCAACAGAAAAACAGACAUUUCACUUUUGUAAGCAUUAGUGGCAUUUUCUCAUCUAAGUCUAGGAGAACGCUUUGCCACACAAAAACCACAGUGAUAAUUUCCUGGAUAAGGAGCCAGUUGAAAGUGCUUUUGAAUACUUAAUGGACCUUAUAUUAUAUCAAAUUUUGGCAGUGUUAGAAUUAAUUUAAUUUUGCCGAUUCAAUUUAUUCGCAAAACACACCACUUUCUUGCCAGAGAAGCUAUUUAAUAAAUGCUUGAACUACUACGGCACGGCCAUUUCAUUUUGUGGUUUUGCAAGAUCGCAACUUUUGCAUGCUUUUUAAUAAUCUAUGUAGGAUUGUGACAACAUCAAAAUGGCUUCCAUUGUUUUGUUGUUGAAAAACUGAUUAAUAAAUCUUCCCUACAUAUAAAGCGAUUAAAACGUUUUUCAAUCUCAUGUGCUUGACUUGCGUUACUGCUAAAAUACUUAUGCAUCUUAACCUUUAUACCCCCACUGUCGAGAAUGGACUCUUCUGAAGCAACACUUUCCUAAUGCAGCUUAGAAGACUCCAUACUGAGAAAUGGGGUGAUGAGGUUAAACUUUAUCCUGUUUUCUGACCGAGUGACUGCAUUUUUCUGCAUAUUUUACAAUACAAGUGUCCAGAUUGCUAGUGAAUGUGAAUAAUUUGAAAAAGUGAUUGUUUGUUGGGGAAUAAUGUCAAAUUAAGUCGUCAGGUACAAAAACCUUAUCUGUUACCAAGUUUCCACCAAGUAGAAUUUGAUAUCUUAAUAGUUAUGCAAGUCUUCUUGUUCUGUCCAUUGAAGUUUAUACAUGUAUGUCAUCAUGUUUAUAAGGUAAGGCAGUACAGUUACACGUAUAGCCUGUGUGUGCAUUACUGUGUAAUGUCAGUUGUUUCCAUACUGUAUUAAGGGGCUAUAAUUGUAACAUUGGUAUAGCUGUACCACUUUAAAGCGUUUUUCAUACCGAUCCAGCUAAAGGCACUUAGUUAAACUCAAGAAUCACAUUUACCAAAAGAUAGUGGUGUUGCACAGCACUUGAUUAUCCCUAAUAGGGUAGGCCUACCAAUACUGAUGAAACAGAGUCAAGCUCUUUUUGUGGUGUCACCUAGAGCCUGCUGCCCAGGGCCGUGUAACAUUACUAUUUGUGAUCACACUUCUACAGUUUAGGGAUAAGAGGUCAUCCAAGAAAUUUUGGCCAGAUCUAUCUGAAAAACACUUUACCUUAUUUGUCAAACUUUUUAAAACACUGCAAAUUAUCACAUAUUGUAUUAACUACCAAGCCAUCAUAUUAUGGUCAGUGCAUUCCAUUGUACUUUGUCGACAAGAAGUGUUAUGUGUCAGUUUAAUUAUCAUUUGUUUAUUGUACUUUCUCAAUGAUAACGAUAUUCCAGAUAAACGUCGUAUUUUUGUGUUUUCAAAAAUUUAUUACGAAAUGUUAAAAACAUUUGAAAGACAUGUAGAUUUUCCAGUACUGUGAACUGUAAAAUGUUCCCAAAGCUAAAAGUUUGCAAUUUGCUGAUUUUCAAUUGGCUGUAGACGAUCAAAAUAUUGUCUGUCGGUGUGGCGCACUGGAAACAUCUGCAUCCGUCACCUCUGAGGUCCCGGGUUCGAUUCCCGAUCGUUCCCGGUAUACUCAUGUGACAGAGAGGGCGACUCUCUUCGACAGCGUAGGUUUCCUCCGGGGUCUCCGGUUUCCUCCUACUUACAUUACAAUCGCCCGAUAUUGUUUAUACAUGUAGAGCUAAUAAUGUCCAAGUUGACGCUCAGCUCUCAAUUCAAUAUUUUAUCAAAAUGUCGUGUUUUCCGCCGAAAGUUAAUGGCUAAUGCAUUAACAGAUGAAAUUUCGGAACUUUUUAAGUUUGGGUACUUUGACAGUGCAUUUGCGUAAAUCAUGAAUAUAAAAUAGCGACGAAAGACCAUUCCGAUUAUGCGCCUUGGACAAACACCAGUCCGUCCCAGAAAACCUUGUAAUCUUAAGUGACUGUGUCCAAUUUGUAUCUUCUUUUGUUUCUUGCAUAACAGAUGGUAGGCCGUAAUAUUUCUACCACCAGGCCUCGUUUAUUUUUAGAACUUAGUGCGAUUUGUAUAUAUUUUUAAAUGCCGAACUUGAACUAAGAUGUAUAUUUAUUAUUAGGUCUAACAGGAUAAAUUGUUGCUAAUUUCACAAAGUGACGUCUACAAGUACCUAUAAAAUUUCCAUUUUUGGUUCUCCCGAGUGAAAUUGACACUACCUCUGACCUAGAAAUAUUUUGUGGUGUGUUUUAUUUGCGAUUGCCUACUUUUUACUGCAAAACUUUCCUGUUUUGGGGGGACCCUCUCAGUCUCACAACAAUAUCAAAUUCAGAAAAAUCACAAUUUGGUCGUUUUGUGAAAUUAGCAACAAAAAUGUACAUGACAAUGCUAAUGUUGAGUAGAGUUAGAAUUUAUUAUUGUUAGCUCACGAAUAUUGAUGGUACAUCGAAGAAUCUCAAAACACUUUAGGGACAGCUUGCCCUUGCAAAGCAAAGUCUUCUGCUGUGGGUGACUUGCGUAGCACGUCAUGCCACGUGUCAUCUUGGGCGAGAUGACGUGCACGGUACGUCAUGUACUAAUGUAAGUUUAUCUAAUCCGCACGGGGCUGUAGCCUCUCUUAAUAUGCUAUACGCACUAGAUAGUGUUGGGUACUGUUAUAUGAUUCCUGCCUAGAGGGUAUGUUUUCUGGUUCCUACCUGAACCGCCCACAAAACAGGAGCGCUGCACUAGUGCCGGUGUAACAUCUGUGGUUAUUUCCCAUGUGUCAGUGUUUCCAAACAAUAGGCAGCUAGAGAGACCAUGACUUUUCAAUAGGGGGAAACACAGAAAAACUUGUCAAUCUAUCUUUUAGCGUUCCCAAACAAUGAUGGGAAACACUCAAAAAUAGAAACACUCAAAAACAUUACACCGGCCUAUCAUUAUCGUCAGGUACUUGUCCUUUGAGGUUUGCAGUGCACAUGGGCGACCAACUGGAAAUCGACAAAGUUCCUUUGUCUUACCUGAUAGACAGUGUAAUAUUUGACUUGACCAAUAAGCUGUGAAUGUCAAUUGGUAUUUCCUUUGCUAGUGUUCAUUUUGUUAGCCAUAUGCGUCACUCGAAAUUGGCUGUAGACCAAUGGAUUUCAGUUACUGAAGAGAACUGAAUUUCUGUCUUCUAUUUUUCACUUUUGUGUACAUGUAUCUGUAACAAAACUAUAUCGGUAGUGGUUUGUAGAAUUUUGAUCACACAGUUGUUAAUAGUAAUUUGUUAUUCAGGUAUUUUGAGAGGUUAUUAACAAAUAGGGAUUUAUAUAACACAA
Messenger RNA from Lineus longissimus, 5065 nucleotides. RefSeq names its product microsomal glutathione S-transferase 2-like. Gene Ontology annotation, cellular component: membrane; endoplasmic reticulum; nuclear envelope. Bases 80 to 541 code for a protein of 153 amino acids. The record is from RefSeq and is a predicted model, not a curated record. Gene Ontology annotation, molecular function: enzyme activator activity; glutathione peroxidase activity; glutathione transferase activity. Lineage: Eukaryota; Metazoa; Nemertea; Pilidiophora; Heteronemertea; Lineidae. Gene Ontology annotation, biological process: leukotriene biosynthetic process. The transcript has 5 exons.